Messenger RNA from Acanthoscelides obtectus, 194 nucleotides. The record is from the annotation of a GenBank genome assembly. Lineage: Eukaryota; Metazoa; Arthropoda; Insecta; Coleoptera; Chrysomelidae.
UGGUGACCUUCUUAUCCUCCACCACUGUCUAUCCACCCCCGCUUGAAUCACGGGGGAUGAUUCACCCCCAUCCUUACGCCUGCGCCCCCGCGGCGGGCGCCAACAGCGUGAUAUUUCCCGAGCGUUUGGGGGCCGACAAACUCGCCAGCAGUGCCAGCACCAGCAGAUCGAAGUGUGCCGCGGAAGACAGUUGA